Symsagittifera roscoffensis is the source of this 1811-nucleotide messenger RNA. RefSeq names its product tubulin gamma-1 chain-like. Gene Ontology annotation, cellular component: spindle; nucleus; microtubule. Gene Ontology annotation, biological process: mitotic cell cycle; mitotic spindle organization; mitotic sister chromatid segregation. The coding region runs from base 47 to 1462 and encodes 471 amino acids. The record is from RefSeq and is a predicted model, not a curated record. NCBI's taxonomy places the organism in Eukaryota, Metazoa, Xenacoelomorpha, Acoela, Convolutidae. The transcript is spliced from 7 exons. Gene Ontology annotation, molecular function: structural constituent of cytoskeleton; GTP binding.
UUUUCAGUUGAUUUGAAUGUAAAGUAUCUUAAUAGUGUUGAUAGUGAUGCCUCGUGAAAUCAUCACUCUGCAGCUGGGCCAAUGUGGCAACCAGAUUGGCAUGGAGUUCUGGAAGCAGAUCUGUGCGGAACACGGAAUCAACCCACACGGCAUACUGGAGGAGUUCGCCACAGAGGGCAAUGACCGGAAAGACGUCUUCUUCUACCAGGCAGACGAUGAGCACUACAUACCCAGGGCAGUCCUGCUGGAUCUAGAGCCCAGAGUCAUCAACAACAUCAAUACCUCUGAGUAUGCCAAUUUAUACAACCGGGAAAACAUCUUCACGUCUAAGGACGGGGGAGGCGCGGGCAACAACUGGGCCUCAGGUCUUACACAGGCAGAGGGGUUCCACGAGCCUAUCUUUGAUAUAAUUGACAGGGAAGCAGAGAACAGCGACUCCAUGGAGGGGUUCGUCAUGUGUCACAGCAUGGCCGGAGGUACAGGCAGCGGCAUGGGAUCAUACUUACUCGAACGACUCAACGACCGGUAUCCGAAGAAGCUGAUCCAGACGUACUCUGUGUUCCCUAACCAGAAGGACACCUCGGACGUGGUUGUGCAACCAUACAAUGUAGUCCUCACUCUCAAACGACUCACCCUCAAUGCAGACUGUGUCAUCGUACUCGACAACACAGCUCUCAACAGGAUAGCAGUGGAGCGGCUGAAAAUAGAGAAUCCGUCGUUUGCUCAAGUGAACAGACUGGUGUCCACGAUCCUGUCUGCGUCCACUGCCACUCUGAGAUACCCUGGAUAUAUGAACAACGACCUCAUCGGACUCAUAGCCUCACUAAUACCCACCCCCAAACUACACUUCCUCAUGACAGGCUACACUCCCUGGACGGCAGCGGAUCAAGUGGAGUCUUCAAUUAGGAAGACGACAGUGCUAGAUGUGAUGAGGAGACUCCUUCAGCCCCAGAACAUGAUGGUCAGCAUCCCCAGGGACCACAGCAGAGUCAGAGGAGGGGGAGGGGGCAUGGGAGAUGCGGGGGCCACUAAUGUGAAUGCCCAGAUCAACCACUGCUACAUAUCCAUCCUCAACAUUAUCCAGGGCGAAGUGGACCCCACUCAAGUGCAUAAGAGUCUACAGAGAAUACGAGAGAGGAAGCUAGCAAACUUCAUCCCCUGGGGUCCGGCUAGUAUCCAGGUGGCGCUGAGUAAGAAGUCGCCCUAUGUGCCCACCUCACACCGAGUCAGUGGACUCCUCCUCGCCAACCACACCAGCAUAGCCAGUCUCUUCCGGCAGACCUGCCAGGACUUCGAUCCCAUGAGAAAGUCACAGGCGUUCUUGGACAAAUUCAGGAAGGAAGACAUCUUCAAGGAGAAUCUGGACGAGCUGGAUGACAGCAGAGAAACAGUGCAGCAGCUCAUAGAUGAAUACGUAGCCGCCACUAAGCCAGAGUACAUCGACUGGGCUGAGAGUGUGUGAAGCGAAUGAAUUGAACUAAAAACAUGUUUAAGAUUUGUCUUGUGAUCGAAUAAAAAGAGCACAGUGAUUUGUUUUGGAUCUGUCGGGAGUUUUUUUAAGUUCGGGUGGCUAUACUUGAGAUUUCAUCAUGUUUAUCAUUAUUUAGAUUCAAUGAACGUAGGUUGAUUUUUCGAUCGACGUAGUUAGACGUAGUUCUUUUGAUUUCUUUUUAAGUUCCGUUCUUUUCCUUUGUUUAGACGAGCGGAGCAUAGUGCGAUAGUACGAUGCAACAUUUUUUUCAAUCUAUGUCACAAAUAAAUGUGCUACUUUUGGUGGCAAUUGAAUCAGUAGGCUGCAUUACCAUUAUAAU